Messenger RNA from Condylostylus longicornis, 2881 nucleotides. RefSeq names its product protein king tubby-like. NCBI's taxonomy places the organism in Eukaryota, Metazoa, Arthropoda, Insecta, Diptera, Dolichopodidae. The record is from RefSeq and is a predicted model, not a curated record. Gene Ontology annotation, cellular component: cilium. Gene Ontology annotation, biological process: glycerophospholipid catabolic process; protein localization to cilium. The transcript has 2 exons. Bases 361 to 2661 code for a protein of 766 amino acids. Gene Ontology annotation, molecular function: glycerophosphocholine phosphodiesterase activity; starch binding.
UUGUUUGUGGUAACACAAGGAAGAAAAAAGGAAUAAGUUUUCAUAAUCGGUUGAUAGAAAUGUGAUAACAAAUAAAAUAUGAAAUAAAAUAUAUGUGGUUGUAUAUUUAAAGAAAAAGUUAAUUUCUGCAAUCAAGAAAAUGAAAAAAACAAAAUUUUGUAUGAAAAACUGGAUGUCAAAAUAACUUUUGAAAAAUAAAAUUGUCUAGAAUUUUUAAAAUCAAUGAAAUAAAAAGAAAAUAAAAAUACUUAUUAAAUUCUAGUGAAAUACACUAAGUUUUUAAAAUAGAAAGAAAACGAAAAUACGUGAAAAUGACUACAAUUAACAGCAGACAUCAAAAAUUAGAACAGCAAAGUUUAAAUGAGGAAUUCAUUGACAAAAUGGUUAUUAUGCAACACAAAACUUUUAAUAUAUUUUUAUUGUGUUACAAUAUUUAUUCCGGAUCCGAUACUAUGUCAAAAUCCAACAACUUUAAAACCUGAUGUAAAAACAAAUUCGAAAAUUCAGAAUAAUCCUUGGAAAGUUUUAAUGUUAUCUACAUUAGGAAAAUCAAUAAUUUAUUCUACUGAUCCUGAUAUUAAAAUUUUAAAAUCAAAAUUUCGGAUCAAAGAAGUUAAUAAUGAUAUUAAUGAAGUUAUGGAAAAUUUAAAUCCAUUUUCAUAUUUAUUUCAAAGAGUGAAAAGAUCAGCAACGUCAGAAUAUAAUGGAGUAGUUAGAACAUAUUCAAAAAACUUUAAUGUUUUAAUUAAUCGACGUCUUGAACAAAACGAAUUUGUCGGUAUAACAGGAAAUAUUGAUGAAUUAGGUAAUUGGGAUCCAGAUGAUGCAAUUCAAAUGAAUCGAUCUGAUAUCGAUACAUCUUACCAUAAAACCGAAGAAAUGUGGACAUUUGAUAUUGAUUUUAAAGAUGAGAAUGAUAAAAAGAAAGAUCAAAUUAUUGAAUAUCGUUAUUUUAUUGGAAGAAAAAAUUCUAAAAAUCAUAAAAUUUCAGUUAUCGAAUGGGAAAAUCAUAUUGAACCAAGAAAAGAAAAAUUGUCAAAAGGACAAAGUAUAGGUAUCAUUGAAUCAAAAUCAUCAGACCAUAUUGAUACUUUUGGUGAAAUAAAUGGUGAUAUAUCAAUUGAUAAUGGAUGGUUACAACAACAUGAAACUAUUGCUCAAUUUAAAUUUUUUAGAAAUCCUUUUAAUAUUAAAUCUCUUCAUGUAGAUCAAUAUCCAAUUACAAUAAUUCCAUACAGUUCAAUCGAAUCCGAUUUAAUUGAAAAUUAUGAUUUCAAUAACAAUGCCGCCAUUUUAUCGAGACCCUCUCCAGAUGUAAAUGUAAAAUAUGCUAAAAUAAAAUAUAAUCAAAGUGAAUUAAAAGAACAACCAAUGAAUGGUGUUACGUACAAUCCUAAUGAUAUAUUAAUUUAUCAUAUGCAUUUGAGUAAUAAUUUUGAAAACAUUAACUUUUUAUUAAAUUUGUACGAUACAGAGUCUGCAGAAAAUAGAAAACUAAUAGGCUAUCAACAUAUUAAAUCAGAAGAUUUAAAAAAUUCCGAGGGCGAAAUUGAAUUAACAUUAAAGUCUGCGAGUCUUCAGGGUGAAGAUAAUGAAAAAGAAGAACAAAACGUUGGAAGCAUUAAGUUAUCUUAUUUAAUAAUUAGACCAUUCAAAAAUCAAGAUUUUCAUUUUCAAACAUCUUUUUCAAAUUAUUGGAAAUCGAAUUGGACAGCUUUAGAUAUUGGCCAUAGAGGUUUAGGUGUUAGUUUUAAACUACCUGAAUCUGAAAAGCCAUCAGCUAUUGAAAAUACCAUACAAUCAAUGAAACUAGCUAGCAUUAGUGGUGCCGAUAUGGUUGAAUUUGAUGUACAAUUAACGAAAGAUUUAAUACCAAUUAUAUAUCAUGAUUUUACUAUAUUAGUACGUAAGAAGGUAGAUAAACCACCCACGCUAGAUAAUCUAAUAAGAGUUAAUAUACACGACUUAACAUACGAUGAAUUAAAGUCGAUAAAGAUGUAUUAUAAACAAAAUGAUGGUGAUAUAGUUGAAUAUAAGGCACACAAUGAUGAAAUAAAAAUUGAAAAUCGUUUAUUUCCAACACUUGAAGAUUUCUUUAAAAAUAUUGAUAAAGCCGUUGGUUUUGAUAUUGAAAUAAAAUGGCCACAAAAAUAUAUUGAUGGUACCAUAGAAGCAAAUCAAACAUUAGAUAAAAAUGUAUUUACUGAUCGUAUUUUAAAAGCAAUUUUAGAAAACGGCAGUGGCCGCUUAUCAUUUUUAUCAACAUUUGAUGCUGAUUUAUGUACAAUGUUAAAAUAUAAACAAAAUAAAUAUCCUGUAACAUUUUUAACACAGGGUUCCAUACAUCAAUGGACAUCAUAUUAUGAUCCAAGAUGUGAAUCAGUUGAAAAUGCUGUAGCAAAUGCAGAAACAUGGAAUUUAUUGGGUAUUGUCGCACAUUCUAAAGAUUACUUUGUUGAUCCAACCUUAAUUGAUUUAAGUAUUGAACUGAAUCAAAAAAUUUUCUGUUGGGGCAAUGAUAUUAAUUCAGCGGAAGCUGUUAGUAAAAUGAAAAAAAUCGGCAUGACUGGUGUUAUAUAUGAUAGAGUUGAUAAAUAUUUAGUUAAUAACAAAACAAGUAUUUUUGAAAAUGAUGAUUUAAAAAUAUUAUUUACCAAAUAAAAUUUGUAAUUUAAUGAGUUAAAAACAAAAAUCAGAAUAAAAUAUGUAUAGGAUUUUUUAAAGAAAAAAAAUUUAACGAACUUUUAAUCUUGCCACACGACUAUAAUAUGGAUUUAAUUAUUUGCUAAAAAAUAAUGAAUUAAUUUUUUUUUAAAUAAAAUGUAUUGAAUUUUUGACAAAACCAGAAAUAUGUGCAAAUAAAUAAAUAUUUUUAAAUUCA